This is a messenger RNA of Scutellospora calospora, 616 nucleotides long. NCBI's taxonomy places the organism in Eukaryota, Fungi, Glomeromycota, Glomeromycetes, Diversisporales, Gigasporaceae. The record is from the annotation of a GenBank genome assembly.
AUUUCCAUGGCAUCUUUUUUCAGAUAGAGAUAAUAUUGUUUUAUCUGAUAAAGAUGCUAUAGAAAUUAAAGGUGUUCUAUCAUUUCAAACUUUUGACAAUCCAACACCCAUAUCUCAACCUUUGCUACUAAAUGAAUCUUUAUUAAUCAUACCUUCUAUAAAUCUUGAAAUUAAAGAAAAGGAGACUAAAGAGUUAGCAAUAAUAGUUAAAAUUUGUAAAGAAGGAAAACCUUAUAGAGAAGUAGUAAUGGAGUUGAAUACUGGCUUAGAUGUUACUUGGAUUACCUUUGCAUUAUUUAAUUUUUUAAAACUUAAAAAAAUCAUAUCUGAUGAAAUAAUUUAUAGACAUAGUAGGUAUGAAAUUCUUGUUGUUUGCAAAGCAGAAGUUAUUAUCAAAAUUAGAAAAGUUAAAUCAAAAAUUAUAGUUUAUGUAAAUAAUGACAUAAAUUAUUUAAAUAGAAUAAUCAGCAAAGAUUUAAUGAAAGCAAUGAAUUUAAAUAUUUUAAUUUCAAAAAGACAAAUUUCUGUUUCAUGUAAUGAACAUAUUUUUAAAGCACCUUUAUGUAUAGACAAAAAUUGUAAUAUUUUACAAUCUUAUUUAUCUGAUAAUAAAUAA